AUGGCGAAAGACGAUCCUGUUGCCUUGGAGGUUUGGGAGAAGGUGGAAAUGUUCGCAUUGGUGGCGACACAGGAUGUCGAGACUAUGAGUGUCUGGAUGUCUAUAUGGACCGGGAUCCCAGCGGGUGCACGGAUCGCCGAGCCACGGGUCAUGGGUUUUUCCGUUGCCAAAUUUGGAAAUCUGAGCUGGGAGACCCAUCAUGGGCAGGACCGGGUGUUUGCCAGCAUAUUGACGCUGAGCCAAGAACGGUCGAUCACGUCAGCCUGCACCCCCAGCAUCCAAUCACCGGGCCCAGAUAUGCCAAGCCUAGCUGAGUCAUCGAAUGCCAUGGCGGCUAGAUUCCAAAGUGGCUUAGCGCAAGGAGUUCACGAGUCCGGGCGCAGACGGAGCACAUGA
Uncinocarpus reesii 1704 is the source of this 396-nucleotide messenger RNA. RefSeq lists its product as uncharacterized. The transcript is spliced from 2 exons. Lineage: Eukaryota; Fungi; Ascomycota; Eurotiomycetes; Onygenales; Onygenaceae. The record is from RefSeq and is a predicted model, not a curated record. Bases 1 to 396 code for a protein of 131 amino acids.